Messenger RNA from Haliotis rufescens (red abalone), 2087 nucleotides. RefSeq lists its product as uncharacterized. Gene Ontology annotation, biological process: receptor guanylyl cyclase signaling pathway; cGMP biosynthetic process; intracellular signal transduction. Gene Ontology annotation, molecular function: peptide receptor activity; guanylate cyclase activity. The transcript is spliced from 12 exons. The record is from RefSeq and is a predicted model, not a curated record. Bases 68 to 2080 code for a protein of 670 amino acids. Lineage: Eukaryota; Metazoa; Mollusca; Gastropoda; Lepetellida; Haliotidae.
CAGACAUUGAGUGUGUUGUGCAUAGACAAAACUUGCGCUCCACGGAUAGGUUGAAACGACAGUCAAGAUGUCGUGGUUGCUCAACAAGAAGAAGGGCCAGAUUGAGCCGAUACGACGUAGUCAGACGUCCAUGCAGUCGACCACCGGGUCCAUGACGCCAUCACAGUUGGACCUAGCCAUCAGGGACAUGCUGCAGACCAACCCUCCUCGCUUUGCAUGGGAGAAUUUCUGUCGAGGGAACCCGAUCACUUCUUCUGGCAAGAGGAAGCAGCUGUUUAAGAUGGUGUCCAUCGUGAUGAUCCCCGUGGCUGUGUUGACGGGGCUGACAGGGAACACCUUCUUCGCAACUUUCACCAACUACGUCCAGUCGUCCAAGAUCAGAGCAACUCUCUUGUACAGUGUCGAGCUGGGAGCAGUUAUCCAUUAUCUGCAGGAGGAACGGGACAUGAGUGCCCUGUACCUGAGCUCCAUAGAGGAGAAGACAAAGACCUUGCUGUUACAACGGUACCCCGAGACUGACCGGUCCUUGGAGAAGCUGACCUUCUGGACCACAGGACCGACGCUCACCAGGACGGAGUUCCAGUCCAAGGACAAGUUUCUCUCCUACCUCAACAGGCACAGAUACGAACUGGACACUUUGAACCAGACCGUUACGAUGGAGUUACAGAUGUACACGACUCUGAUCCGGGUUUUCAUCACCUGGCUGUACGAUGCCGUGACAGAGGACCAGUCAGGCUCCAUAUGGCGCAGUCUGGUAGCAUACCAGGAAAUCAUCAUUGCCAAAGAGUACAUGGGUCUUGAGCGAGCUUUGGGAACCAUUUUCUAUGCCUCGGGCAAGUUUCCGUCACGUGACGUGUACCUGUGGUUUUCCGAGAGCCAGGACGUGACAAAUGCUACCUUCCUGUCUGCUAGGCGGUAUUCGGAUCUGGUGCAUGCGUUGUACGAACGAAAUAUAAACGGUAACCGAAUGUUGCUGGGUGUGCUUGGACGAAUGAGAGCGGAGAUCAGACGAAAUGACCUGGCUGGUCGUGGGUCAGUCAAGAUGGCGCAGUUGUGGUUCGGCAACAUGACUCGCUACAUGGACCUGCUGCUGGAGACCCAGAAGGAGCUCGCUGACGAGAUCACACAGAUGCUGGACGAAAGGCAGGCCACGAACUUGCAGAAGAUGGUGGCGAUCUCCAUCGUGUUUGUCUGCGUCUUCAUACUGUGUCCUGUCAUAAUAUACGCAGUGUACUCUUUGACCAAUGAGAUUCAAAAGUAUUCUAUAACACUGGCGGAGAGGACGAAAGCUCUGAAUAAAGAGAAACGACGGACGGACACGUUGCUGUAUCAGAUGUUACCGAAGUCAGUGGCUGACAUCCUCAAAAGUGACGAGGAGUUUCAUGCCGAAAACUACAGCGAGGCCACCAUCUUCUUCUCCGACAUCCAGGGCUUCACUCAGAUCUCGGCUCGCAGCUCCCCCGUACAGGUGGUGCAGAUGCUCAACAGCCUCUACUCCUGCUUCGACGACAGGAUCGCCCAGUACGAGGUCUACAAGGUGGAGACAAUCGGGGAUGCCUACAUGGUGGUGUCAGGAAUACCCAGGAGAAACGGACAGCGUCACGCGGCUGAGAUCUGCACGAUGGCCCUAGACUUGCUGCACCACAUCAGUCGACUGGAGAUUCCCCACCUUCCAGGCACGAAAUUUAAACUGAGGAUUGGUUGCCAUUCAGGUUCGGUAGUAGCUGGCGUCGUGGGAACUAAGAUGCCGAGGUACUGUCUGUUUGGUGAAACCGUCAGCGUUGCCGCCAAAAUGGAAGCUCUAGGGAAGCCCGGUCGAAUCCACCUGAGUCAAACUUCUCAAGACGCCCUGUUGGCAUUUGGAGACUUCUAUGUCGAAGAACGAGAAGACAUGCUGGCUAAGGAGGACCGAGAGCUCCAGAUGUUCCUCAAGGGAGAUGUGCAUACCUACUGGCUGACUGGGAAAUCCGGGAUGACUAACGCUAGUCCAAGUUCCAGAUCCGGACAAAAAUACUCCUCGGCGGAAUCCACGGACAGUGAGGAAAAACUGCACCAGGACGCGAAUUUUGGAUUUCACUGAUAGGUGG